This is a messenger RNA of Sebastes umbrosus (honeycomb rockfish), 3268 nucleotides long. Its product is annotated as serine/threonine-protein kinase NIM1-like. The coding region runs from base 462 to 1832 and encodes 456 amino acids. NCBI's taxonomy places the organism in Eukaryota, Metazoa, Chordata, Actinopteri, Perciformes, Sebastidae. The record is from RefSeq and is a predicted model, not a curated record. Gene Ontology annotation, molecular function: ATP binding; tau-protein kinase activity; protein serine/threonine kinase activity. The transcript has 4 exons. Gene Ontology annotation, biological process: intracellular signal transduction; protein phosphorylation; microtubule cytoskeleton organization. Gene Ontology annotation, cellular component: cytoplasm.
CAUAACGUAGAGAUAAUCCCAUCAAUGUCCUGUUCAAGCACCUGCAUCAGGUGCUGUGUUCAAAUCUGGGGUUUAAAGAAGCCUCUGUACUCUGUAAAUCCUGUCUAUUGUCUGUCUGCAUGGGAGGAGUCCAACACUCUGGGAUUAUAGGGUGUCAUGCAGCAGUUCUGGAUUAUACAGCAGGAGACAAUACUGCAGCAUAGGGAGACAGCAGGCGGAAAAGAGCAGUGGUCCUACAACAGCAUCUGGAUAUCUGAGAAACAUCACCUUUGGGCAUUUUUCCUGAUGCAUGCAUAUGGUUUUGAAUUCACAUCAUGCUGCUCACGAAAUUUCCGAUCAUCACUUUUUUCCUUCAGUUUUGUGGAAAUUUGUUUUCUCUGUAAUUUACCACCUUUUUGUGUUCUAAAAUCUUCAAGAAGUCGGAUUAAAACAGAAAGUAGAGCACCUUCUUGUGAGAAAUCAUGUAUUUGCACAGCGGAAAUAAUGCCAUCAACACAGAGAGGAGUAAGAAGAACAUAAAAGGGAAAACAUGGGCUCACUUGAAGACAACCCCACAUCAAGAGGAGAUCUUCACCCCGACGUCCCCAAAGAUGGGGAAAAAGGUGGAGACAAAGGAGAACACGGCAGAGGAGAAGGAGGCGAUGAAGCUCACUGCGUUUGGGAAGGCCUUUUACGAUCUGACCCAUUCAGAGAGGGUGAUGAAUGAUCUGACAUUUGGACGGCGGGUGGGGCUUUACGAGCUGAGAGGAGAGAUCGGCUCCGGAAACUUCUCCCAGGUUAAAUUGGGGAUACAUGACCUGACCAAAGAAAGAGUUGCAGUGAAGAUCCUGGAUAAAGUGCGUCUGGGCAAGCGAUCGCAAGCGCUUUUCGCCUCAGAAAUCUCUUGUAUGGAGAAGCUAUCUCACCCCAACAUCGUCCGCCUGUAUGAGGUGGUGGAGACAUUCAAGAGGCUCUACCUGGUGAUGGAGUAUGCCAGCGGAGGAGAGCUGUUCACCCGUAUCAGCACCAGGGGGCGCCUUUCAGACUUGGAGAGCAAGCUUGUGUUUUCGCAGGUCCUGUCUGCAGUCAAAUACAUGCAUGCCAAUAAUAUUGUCCACAGGGACCUGAAGGCUGAGAACAUCUUCUACACCAACACCUACUGCAUUAAAGUGGGUGACUUUGGCUUCAGCACAUCUUGCUGCCCCAGCGAUGUCCUUCACACGUUCUGUGGCUCUCCACCGUAUGCAGCCCCUGAGCUGUUCAAAGAGAAAGGUUACACUGGUCAAUAUGUAGAUAUGUGGGCACUGGGUGUCUUGCUUUACUUCAUGGUGACGGCCACUAUGCCAUUCAAAGCUACUAACACGGGCAGGCUUAGGUGUUGUAUCCUGCAGGGCUCCUAUGCCAUUCCUCAAUAUGUACCCGGAUCAUGCAAGGAGAUCAUUACGGGCCUCCUGAGGCAGAUUCCCGUGGACCGCCUCACUAUAGAGCAGAUCACGGACAGCGACUGGAUGAGAGGUAUCGAAUACCCCGAGGCCUACGUAGCUUGUCGCCCUACACCCUACCACCUAGUCGAGCCUUCCCACAUCCUCAGCUCAGAUGAACUGAAUGUGAAGGCAGCGCUGGAGGAUCUUGGCAUCACCAAAGUCCAUCUCCUCAACAGCAGCCUGGACUUGAAAAGCCCCGUUACUGGAGCUUACCGGAUUCUGCUACACCGCAUCCAAAAGAGGAGGUCGGUGGAAGCUGUGGGCUACCACCAGACCUGCACCAAAGAGUCCAAGAACAGACUCACAUGGAGAGCAGGCUCAGAUAACCUGCUAAACACACACCACUCUGUAGUCUGUAUUAUCAUGUAGUUUAGUUUCUUAAAAGAGUAGUUCAACAUUUUAGGAAAUAUACUUAUUUGCCGUUGGUGCUAGUUGGUGUAUUUUUGAUCUUUGGAGAGAGCCAGGCUGGCUGUUUACCUCUUCUUCAAGUCUUUCUGCUAAGCUAAGCUAAAUGGAAGGAUAUCGUUUUUGUUUAGUUUCAGUUUACGACCGUAGUUUUCACUGCUUAUUUUUGUAUUAGUUUCAGUUUUAGUUUACAAUAAUAACCCUGCUUCUGACACCAGCUUCAUACUUCAGUUCUUUUCAUCUAAAUCAUGGAAAGAGGGAGAAUAAACAUAUCUCCCAAUAUGUUGAACUAUUCCUUUAAUAGUUUAUCUUUGGUUUCAGCAAGGUUAAAUGGGCAGAACCUGAUUUUGAAUGGCUCUCAUGCUGUGGAAGUACAUUGAUGAUAAAUGAUUUGCUGUCACGCUAAUGCAGGUCACUGUGAAUGAAAGCGUAGACCCUUUGGCAAACUCUGUGACCAUACUUGGCACUCUGUUGUCCAUUACAAAAACAUCCAACGUUUUUAUAGAGUUAAGCCAACUGAGCAUGAAAGACGUUUCGUAUGAGUACUGAUGACGACCCAGAGAUUCCUCUUUCAGUGAGACCACAGGAAUGUGGAAACAUCAAAACCAUGUUUUUUAUAAAUGAGAGAAAUGUCAAUCAGAAAAAGGUUAAUUUUAGAAAAUACAUUUUAGUAUAUAUAUAUAUAUGUAUAUAUAUCUUUUUCGAUCCUUUAUAAUUUUCAGUGAUACAUUUCCAUAAAUUCUGAAAGGAAAUAUUUUUUAGAAAGAAACGUGAAAAGUUGACCUAUCAGUACAAUAACCUUUCAAUAAAUAAUAAUAAAUUAGCAGGAAGAGAGGUUAUUAAUUUUUUCUGCCAGUUAUGCGUUUUUCUAAAAUAAUUCAAUGGAUUCCAUUGGGUUUUCAUUUUUCUUUCUUGCCUGUUUAUUUCAAAGAAAAUACAUGAUUAAUAUUGUAGACAUAAUAAUGUGGAACUUCCCUAAAAUGUCCUGACAGAUCUUUCAUACAAAGGGGUGUGUGGAGUUAAUAUCUGAAAGCAAAUGAUUUGUGUCUAUUUUAUUUCUGCAAAAUUGUGAUUUUUUUUGCUCUUGUAUCUUGUUUUAUAUUAUAUGUAUAGUAUUUUUCAUUUUAAAAUUAUAAAAAUAAGCGUAUAAAUGUAAAUAUCUUCAUUUUUGAUCUCAAGACAUUUCUUGAAACCUGUGAUAAACUGAAUGUAACAUUGACCUUUAAGAAUGACAAACAACUCACCACAUUCAUUAGAGUUAUAAAAUACAUGGUCACAUGUUAGCACAAUAUAAUAAUAUCGUUAUUUAUGAUCCUGCAAUUACAAUAAAAAGAACACAGCUGUUUUAGGUUAAACAGUGCAAAAUGUUGGACCAAUAAAUAUGAUGUUAUUUUCAAAUA